GGACUGGGGGGUGUAUCGGUAUUGAGGGAGGUGUAAGCCCUACAACUGAAGGGACAAUGGUGAUUAGGCCUUCCUUCCAUCAUCAUCCAGAUCCAAGCGAAGCUUGAAGAAGAACCAGGUCAACGUGAGAACACACAACUUCAUUUCAUCAUCGGCGAUGGUAACGGCGUAAAUGGAGUUCAAGGCGCGAGCGAGAAAAUCAUCGAAAACUCUUCCGUUCGAGCAACAACGGCACGCGUUCUCCAAUCGCCAUGAUUCGAAGACUCAACAAUUCGUGGAUUCGCAAUCAGUACUCAAAUAUGGCUCGCGUGGUUCCAACAUCAUUUCGGCUCAAAGACGACUUGCGUUGAUACCGCAUGCGCAAACGGAAAGAAGACGACGUUAUAAUCGAAUUGGGAAGACUCACCAGAUCUAAGCUUGGAUUGCGGACAGGCUUCAGAGGUUGUGCGUGAUGGUGAACUUGAGAAGUUGAAUCCGAACGGCUUCGAAUCAGUGAUGGAUGGAGAUGAUGAGGAGCGGUGAGGACGAAGAAGUUUGAGCGCAAUAGCUCUGUUGCAGGUUUUGUAGAAGAAAUUGCCGAUGAAAGAGAUGAAUGGAGAGUUGAGUCCAAUUGGUGAAGAACUCAGAAAGAUAGAAGGUGAUGGAAAGAAAUGGAAUCCGAUUUUGGUUGAAGGAUCCUCUAGAGCUUGGUUAAAGGUUGAACUUAUUGGUUGUGAGUCGAAAGCUGUUUUGAACUGUGGUGUUCGCGUUUUGGAGGUUGGCUAUGGCUUAGAGCUUGGCGCUUGCACUGCUGCGUUUUGGUGUUGUUGCAGUUUGGCGUGCGUUUUGUUGGAGGCUCGUGCAUUAGCUGCGUUUUGCAACUCUGAGUUGUUGUGGCUUGCAGCUUUUGGAAGCGUGGGCUGCACAUUGUAGCAGCUGUAUUACUUCAUUUGCUUUUUUUUUCUCCAUUUCAUUUUAUCUAGUAAAUUGGAUUUGAAUUUUUUUAGUUUAUUAAAUGGAUAUGGUUUAAUUGGAUAUGACUUGGACAUGGGUUAUUGUAUUAAAGUGGACCUGAAUUGGAUAUUUGGUUUGAUAACAUUGGUUAAUGAGCAAAAGUUGGAUAUUGGAUUCA
Messenger RNA from Lathyrus oleraceus (garden pea), 1111 nucleotides. RefSeq lists its product as uncharacterized. NCBI's taxonomy places the organism in Eukaryota, Viridiplantae, Streptophyta, Magnoliopsida, Fabales, Fabaceae. The record is from RefSeq and is a predicted model, not a curated record. The transcript has 3 exons. The coding region runs from base 580 to 912 and encodes 110 amino acids.